AUGGGAGACUAUGUAAUUACGAGUUGCCUAACGGAGUGUAUCGCGGAGUACGGUGAGAGAGGAGGCAGAGAAGUUUGGAAAGCAGCAAAUGAGUUUUUCGCCGAGCUUCCAAUCGCGUGUGUUCUCAACGAGAAUAUGUUUGUUGCGCAUGGAGGAAUCUCUCGUUUGAUAUUGAAGGGAAAUGAAGUUUUCGACAGUAUCAAAAAGAGACCAACCACUGCAUACGAGUGGAAGCUGUUCAUCGAUAUUUUGUGGAGUGACCCGGAUGGAUCCCUUCCCAUGAGUAGAGAUUACAAACUCCUGUUUCCCGUGAAUAAAAAUCGAACAAGAGAUGCUGACAGAUACACGUCUUUUGGAUUAAUCGAAGUGUUGGAUAAAAUUGGAAUGGAAUGUCUCGUUAGAGCACACCAAGUUGUGACUCAUGGCUAUGAACCGUUCUGCGCGACUCGCUGCUUCACAAGCUACGGAUCAACUAACAACUCGAAAAAUAACAAUGCUGCCCAAACUAUCGUCUAUGAUGAUUCAAGUGUUGAGUUCAUCAGAUUCAAAAAUUUGAAUAAAGAAACGAAGUGCGAAGAAGACACAACGAAACCUCGCACAUCAAAAGGUCAAAACACACGAUCGAAGAAUUCUAGACGCUCAACUUCGUUGGAGAACGGAAAAACUAAAUAA
Messenger RNA from Caenorhabditis remanei, 672 nucleotides. RefSeq lists its product as uncharacterized. The record is from RefSeq and is a predicted model, not a curated record. The transcript has 6 exons. The coding region runs from base 1 to 672 and encodes 223 amino acids. Lineage: Eukaryota; Metazoa; Nematoda; Chromadorea; Rhabditida; Rhabditidae. Gene Ontology annotation, molecular function: hydrolase activity.